UUGAAAGACAGCGUCCAUGUGCCUGUGCCAUGCAAGGGCGAGGUGCUGGUUCGCGUGCGAGCGGCGAGCAUCAACCCGGGUGAAUGGAAGGUGCAUUCGGGCGGGCCUCAUCCCCUUCCUGCCGCGCCGCUUCCCGGCCACCGCUGGUGCAUUCGGGCGGGCCUCAUCCCCUUCCUGCCGCGCCGCUUCCCGGCCACCGCUG
Molecule: messenger RNA, 202 nt
Organism: Closterium sp. Naga37s-1
Lineage: Eukaryota; Viridiplantae; Streptophyta; Zygnematophyceae; Desmidiales; Closteriaceae
Source: the annotation of a GenBank genome assembly